AUGUGCCCACAGGUAACAAUGAUGACGAGUAUGAUAGCGGAAAUAAAUACAGAGUGUUCAUCGAUAAGCGGGAUCGUUGAGGUGAUAUCCCUCAUCAGCUGUUCAAUAUUGUCCAUUUUAAAGAUGGUUAUUCUCCAUGGAUUCCCGUCGAUGUUGAACGAAGUCGUGACCUCGGCGAUCGAAGAUUGGUCGAACGUUGAGACCCCGAAGGCCCGAGGCAUUAUGAAAAAGCAUGCUAAACUCGGUAGAUUUGUAUUUUUAUUUCAACUCGGCUCGAGCUACGUAACGACCAUUCCAAUGAUCAUAGGGCCGCUGCCAUUUUUGGCGCCCGAGAUUUUAACGAAUGACACAAACAGCAGCGUCCCAUUCCGUGGGCUCCCACUCCGAACAACCUGCAUCUUUGGCGACAUGUCCGACAUCGCCUACGCCACUGUGUUUACCAUCCAAGCUCUUCAACUGUUGACAACGUGCACCGCCAACGUCGGCAUUGACGUUUAUUUCUUCGGUAUUAGUAUGCAUCUCUGUGGACAAUUCCGACUGCUCGGUCUGGAACUCGAAAAUUUUGAUAUUAACGUCGAUGAAACGAAGCAGCGACAAAAUCUUGUCCGGAUCAUUCACAGGCACGUAAAACUCAGUCGGCUUGCUCAACACAUCGAAGACUCCUUCAAUGUUAUCAUACUCGUACAACUUUCGGCGAAUGCCUUACAAAUGUGCUUAAUGGGUAUUCAAAUGCUCUUGAGCAUAAAGACGGGGAAUACGGUAAUGAUUGUAAAUACAAUAAUAAUAUUAUACGUUAUGAGUCUUCAACUCUUUUUGUACAGCUACGCGGGCGAUCUUUUGUCAUCAGAAAUCGCUAGGCUCCGGAUAUCAGCUUAUUUUUCACCAUGGCCCGAGAUGCCAUUGAGCUUGGCGAGAGAUAUUCUUUUCGUUAUAAUGCGCAAUGACAAAAAUUUCAAUAUCACAGGUGGCAAAAUUUAUCGUAUAGACAUAGAAAACUUUAAGAACUUACUCAAAGCACUAGGCUCUUAUUUCUCGGUUCUCCGAAUUAUGUUUGAUGCUUGAACAU
Venturia canescens is the source of this 1066-nucleotide messenger RNA. RefSeq names its product odorant receptor 13a-like. Bases 1 to 1062 code for a protein of 353 amino acids. Gene Ontology annotation, cellular component: plasma membrane. Gene Ontology annotation, molecular function: odorant binding; olfactory receptor activity. NCBI's taxonomy places the organism in Eukaryota, Metazoa, Arthropoda, Insecta, Hymenoptera, Ichneumonidae. Gene Ontology annotation, biological process: sensory perception of smell; detection of chemical stimulus involved in sensory perception of smell. The record is from RefSeq and is a predicted model, not a curated record. The transcript has 2 exons.